Erythranthe guttata (spotted monkey flower) is the source of this 459-nucleotide messenger RNA. The record is from RefSeq and is a predicted model, not a curated record. NCBI's taxonomy places the organism in Eukaryota, Viridiplantae, Streptophyta, Magnoliopsida, Lamiales, Phrymaceae.
AUGAUUCAUCUCGUCUUCCUCCUAUGUUUCUUCCUCAUGAACCUGUGUUCCUCAGCGGCGGACACGAUUUCCGGCAACCAAACUUUCUCCAGCGACCAAACCAUCGUUUCUUUCGGCCGGAACUUCGAGCUCGAAUUCUUCUCACCAGGUAAUUAUUCAAAACACUACAUGGGAAUCAACAAAAAAGUCAACAAACAAACCGUAGUCUGGGUCGGGGUCGCCAACAGAGUAACCCCAAUUUUCGACAAAAACUAUGCCCACCUCACGAUUGUCGACGGAAAUUUAGUCCUGUUGAAGGAGUCAAAAUCCCAUAUUUGGUCCACCGGUGUAAAAACUCCGAACAAUUCCAGCGCCGUCGCCGCCGUGCUCGACGACGGGAACCUGGUUCUGAAAAAUGGGUCGGGUUCAAACCCAUCAAAUUGUUCCCAACCCUUUCUAUGGGAGAGUCUCGAUCGAUAG